Molecule: messenger RNA, 777 nt
Organism: Anopheles coustani
Lineage: Eukaryota; Metazoa; Arthropoda; Insecta; Diptera; Culicidae
Product: angiopoietin-1-like
Exons: 2
Coding region: 1-777 (258 amino acids)
Source: RefSeq, a predicted model, not a curated record
AUGGACAACUCGAUCGCUGGCUAUGGAUUCGAAGUGAUGAUGGCGAAACUUGACUACCUUCAGUACAAGCUGUUCGAAAUCGAGCUCGGUCUGAAAGAGCGUGAUGAGGAGGUGAAGGAAAAGCUGACCAAGCUCGAAGACUCGAUCGAUGGCAUCCAGUGGGCGAUUCAUCGACACGAUCGAGAUGCUGGCCAUAACUUGACAUCGUUGAACGCUCAAUCUCGGAAGAUCCUGGCUCAACAAACGGCGUGCGCUAACCAUGAACAGAUGCGGAAGGAAAUCGCACAACUAUCUUCGAAGUCAAAUACUACCAGCUACAUGCAAUGGUUCACAAAACAAACCUCAUUCUCCCCUCGUGUCAAGGAAGCAUUGAAAUCGUGUAAGGAGGCUCCUGCAAACAAAUCCGGAGUUUAUUCGAUUCAGUUGGGUGAAGAAGGAAAUCCGUUUGAUGCGUUUUGUGAGCAGAACAGCUUCGGCGGCGGAUGGCUGGUCAUUCAGUAUAGAUAUGACGGAUCCCUGGACUUCUAUCGAAACUGGACGGAGUAUCAAAAGGGAUUCGGAAGCUUGGAUCGUGAGUUCUGGAUUGGAUUGGAAAAGAUUCACCAGCUUACAUCGAGUCGGCCGCACGAAUUGAUGGUAGAAGUUAAAGACUUCAGUGGUUCUUACGCAUAUGCAAAUUACAAAAAAUUCACGAUAGGUAACGAAUCGGAGCAACUGCGUGGCGUGUCAAAAUCCGACGAUGACAUCCUGUGUAGCCGUCAGCUGGUCGGCUUGUAG